Gopherus evgoodei (Goodes thornscrub tortoise) is the source of this 3906-nucleotide messenger RNA. RefSeq names its product nucleoporin 58 (gene NUP58). Gene Ontology annotation, cellular component: nuclear pore. Bases 266 to 2059 code for a protein of 597 amino acids. Gene Ontology annotation, biological process: nucleocytoplasmic transport. The record is from RefSeq and is a predicted model, not a curated record. Lineage: Eukaryota; Metazoa; Chordata; Testudines; Testudinidae. Gene Ontology annotation, molecular function: structural constituent of nuclear pore. The transcript is spliced from 16 exons.
GCCUGCGCGAUGACCCAGGGAGCAGAGCCCCGGCAGCCCGGAGCGAAGGGCUCAGCUGUCCGCCUGCCGGCGUUACUGUCCCUUUAAGUAAAGUCCGCGCGCAGCCGGCUCCCCCACUAUCCCUGGGUGCAUUGCGGCGGGGGAGGGGGCCAUUCUCGCCGCACUGCCGCGCGUGGGGACGGGGAGUCACCCGCCGCGCCUGCUCCCCCGGUUUGAAGUUGGCGCCCGGGAGCGAUGCGGAGCUGAGGAGACACAGGCCGCCGCCAUGUCUGCGGGAUUCUCCUUCGGGGCCGGCACGCUGGGCUCCGCCGCCGCUGCUGGGGCGGGAGGCGGCGGCGGGGGAGGCUUCUCCUUCGGAGCUGUCCAGCCGAGCUCAACCGGAGGUCUUAAUUUUGGAACCUUGGGCUCCUCGACUGCUACAGCAACUACAUCAGCUCCAUCAGUGGGCUUUGGAAGUGGACUGUUUGGUUCAAAAUCUACCACUGGGCUUGCUCUAGGAGGUACUAAUACAGGAACAGCUACAACUAUUGCUACAGGAUUAACACUGGGAGCUCCUGCCGCUACAUCAGCCUCUACCACAGGUUUUAGUCUAGGGUUCAACAAACCUGCAGGAUCGGCCACACCAUUUGCUUUGCCUAUUACUUCUACCUCAGCAAGUGGCCUCUCACUUUCUUCUGCUCUAACGUCAACUCCUGCAGCAGGUUCUACUGGCUUUACAUUAAAUUUGGGUGGGACAGCUGCCCCAACUACAAGUGCAUCCACAGGCCUUUCACUGGGAGGAGCCUUAGCUGGUUUGGGAGGUACGCUCUUCCAGAAUGCAACCACAGCAGCAACAGGACUCGGACAGAAUGCUCUGAGUUUGACUCUGGGGACGACUUCUGCUCCUUCAGCUACUGUUAAUGAAGGUCUUGGUGGCAUAGAUUUUAGUAGUUCUUCAGAUAAAAAGAGUGAUAAAACAGGAACAAGACCAGAAGAUAGUAAAGCACUGAAGGAUGAAAAUCUACCUCUACUAAUCUGUCAAGAUGUAGAAAAUCUCCAGAAAUUUGUGAAAGAACAAAAACAAGUGCAGGAAGAAAUUAGUAGAAUGUCUUCCAAAGCAAUGCUUAAAGUACAGGAAGAUAUUAAAGCUUUGAAACAGCUUUUGUCAGUGGCUGCUAGUGGACUACAGAGAAACACUCUUAAUAUUGACAAAUUGAAAAUGGAAACUGCCCAGGAACUGAAGAAUGCAGAAAUAGCAUUAAGAACACAGAAAACUCCUCCUGGUCUUCAACAUGAAAAUUCAGCCCCAGCAGACUACUUCAGGAUCUUGGUUGAACAGUUUGAAGUACAGCUGCAGCACUACAGACAGCAAAUUGAAGAACUGGAAAAUCAUCUUGCCACGCAAGCAAACAAUUCACAUAUAACUCCACAAGAUUUGUCUAUGGCUAUGCAGAAAAUUUAUCAAACAUUUGUAGCUCUAGCUGCACAACUUCAAUCAAUACAUGAAAAUGUAAAGAUGCUCAAAGACCAAUACCUUGGCUACAGGAAAACCUUUCUGGGAGAUGCUAUGGAUGUGUUUGAGGCAAGACGAGCAGAAGCUAAGAAAUGGCAGAGUGCCCCACGUGUUAUUACGGGACCAACCCCUUUCAGCAACAUACCAAAUGCAGCAGCCGUUGCCAUGGCUGCCACACUUUCUCAGCAGCAACAGCCUGCUACAGGGCCACAGCCAUCUCUGGGAGUUAGUUUUGGAACGCCAUUCGGCUCAGGUAUUGGCACUGGCUUGCAAUCAAGUGGCUUAGGUUCUUCAAACCUUGGAGGAUUUGGAAGUAGCUCUGCUUUUGGAAGCACUGCCACAGGCGCACCAUCAUUUGGAUUUGGAACUACUAAACCCUCAGGAAGUCUUAGUGCAGGCUUUGGCAGCUCAACUACAUCUGGGUUUAACUUCAGUAAUCCUGGCAUCACAGCAUCGGCUGGCUUGACAUUUGGGGUAUCUAAUCCUGCAUCUACAGGUUUUGGGACAGGAGGGCAACUUCUUCAGCUGAAGAAACCUCCAGCUGGAAACAAGAGAGGAAAAAGAUAGACACACUGUUGGGGAAAGGGGAAGUGAAUCAGCUUUGUUCAUCCUAAAAGUCUAUUUUUCUAAAUGGAUGCAGUAAUUAAAUUGCAUCCCAGGAGAUUUAUAAAAUUUUGCUAUGUUUCACUAUUCUGGAAUAUGAAAUGUAAUCAUAUUGAACAACUAUUUUCCUGUGAAUAGAAACCCAUCUAUGUAUUUUAAUUUUGGUUCUAGUUUUAGAAAUCUUCUAUACUGCAUUCUUAAAGAAUCUUGUAAAAUCAUCUAUUUAACCUAAUGUAGCAGCAGAAUAUUUUUGUUAACAAGCUUUAUACCAUAUGAAUAUAUGCAUAUUUGGUUUUUUUGUACAGAUAAAUAUAUUCUAGUACAAAUACUAGAGUUCAUAUCUUCUGUUCUUGGAUAUGGCCUUUAAAUCUACUUCAGGGUGUUUCUUUGUGAAUAUGGAUGUAAAUAUAAAUAUAUAUACAGUACAGUGCACACAUUUGUGUGCAUGUAUUUGUAUAUAUAAUAAAAACGUGAACUUGCCCAUAGACAAAACUCUCCAUGUUUCUUUGCUUUGUGUGUUCCCUUUUCCAUGUUGUUUUAGGCUUCCACAUCUUGAUGCUCAUAGGAAUAUCGAAUAGUCCCAGGCUGUAAUAUUUUUGCAGCUUGUUUUUUAAAGACGAGCUGAAAUACUGUUCACUAUUGUAUAGUUCUGGCAAAUAGUGUUUAAUUGCCUGUUUGUCCUCAACAUUUUCCUUUCUUCAGCUAGUAAUCACUCCAAAGAGGAAUCUGAGAGACUUUCAAACAAAGGUGUUGUCACAGCUGGUGUUGCCAAACAGAUCUCUCCUGGGCGGCGCUUCAUUCUGAGGCUGCUAGGUUUCCGGAGAUUGCUUGGGGGCAGAGAGUUGUGAAGCCGGUGGUCUCUUCUCUCUGCAGGUGCUGGAUGCAGACUGUGCCACUCUAGUGAAAAUUGUAUCUAACCAUUCCAAACAGAGUUGAUUCACACAGGGCUACUGGCAUGACUCAAAAAAGAGUUGGUUACCUGCCCUUAACACCCGUUGCUGCUAAGGAAUAAAGUAAAACAGUAUACUUUGAGGGUAAGCUAUUGUAACAGUAGAAAUACUACAAGUCUUACAAGUGCGGCAAACUUCAUGUUAUGGCAUCUUGGCACAUUGGGCUGCAUCUCCAGCUCAGACUGCUUUAAAACAGAAACAGCAGAAAAAUCUCUUACGAGUGUAUAUGGAAGUUUGGAGAUAAGUGUAGCUUUAAUAUAGAGGUGUUUUGUACAUAAUGUGCAUCCAAGUGAAUAGUCACAUUCACUUUCACCAGGGCACCUUUUUUCUAAAACAGGUAUUAUGCAUAAUUUUCUAGUAUGAAGUCAGUUGCUUUCAAUUGUAAAAGUGUUGUCAAGUACUGUUUUGUAUGUUCUGGAAGUAAUGUCUGCAUACAGCAAUUACUGGCCUUUGACAAAUGGGGUUUUCUGUUUGUGUUCAGAAAUAAGCAUAUUAGUUUUGAACACAGAACUUUUCACUUUUGUACACUUGUAUGUUACUGCAUCUAAGAGAUGAGCAUUUUCUUUGGGAGGCAGUUAAUAGUGUGUGCAUUUUUGUUUUUUAAGGCAGAAUUAAAAGCUUAAAAGUCCAUUUCAACUUUAAACCUUUUCAAGGGUUUGCAUUGGGCUGUAAUCAAAAGCCUGAUAUUUGUAUUUCUUUGUUACCAGCUUUUUUAAAAAAAGUUAAAUUUAAAAUGUUGAACCACUGGACUUUCUUGUAUUGUAUUAAUUUGUGAAACUAAUUUUUUUAAACUGUGUGCUGUCUUUGUCCACAUGUGCAACCUACCAUUGUGCAAAACAAUAAAAGAAAUGAAUGCUGUGA